Molecule: messenger RNA, 5584 nt
Organism: Cydia fagiglandana
Lineage: Eukaryota; Metazoa; Arthropoda; Insecta; Lepidoptera; Tortricidae
Product: adenylate cyclase type 5-like
Exons: 32
Coding region: 222-4493 (1423 amino acids)
Biological process (GO): adenylate cyclase-activating G protein-coupled receptor signaling pathway; cAMP biosynthetic process; intracellular signal transduction
Cellular component (GO): plasma membrane
Molecular function (GO): adenylate cyclase activity
Source: RefSeq, a predicted model, not a curated record
GUCGCGAGCGCGGACGCACGCGCUAGUGAUGUACAGUUAAACAAAUUUGUUCUUCUUAUCGAUACAGGUACCCCACCGCAGGGGCGCGAGUCAACCAUGUAACGAUGAUAUUGACAUUCUCAUACUAUCUCGUUCACCCUUACCAGUGAUGUGAUCAUACUGUGCGUGUGUGUGAGUGCGUGCGACAGGGACGCAACUGUGAUGCGACAGAGACGCAAGUGAUGCAGGGGAGAGAGAGAGAGAGGGAGCGGCGCGGGGGGAACAUGUCGCUCCCUAUGAUGAGGAGUUUCAGCUCGGAGGGGGGGACGGGGAAGCGGGACUGGAAGUUGCGCUUGAGCCUCCGGAGUCGCAGCGGGCAUAGUGUGGAGGCGCUCCGCGGGCGCCGCUGCGCGUCUUUGCGCGGCGCGCCCCGUGACGACUCCGGGCGCUCGACGCCGGCGCUUGCGCACCGCUCGUCCCCCUCCCCCGCGGGCACGCCCGCCCCCAAGAAAUCCAACUGGGAAGUGAUCGAACACUUCUCGAAGACCAAGAAGAGUCCUACUGCGGUGGAAUCGGAAAACGGCGCCUCGCCGGCCCUGCCCCUGUGUCCGGCGGGCCGGCCGGACGUCGACGCCACGCCGCUACUCGGAGAUGACACCACCGUGAACCUAUACUCGCUCGGCUCGCACUCUGAUGAGCCGGAGGGGUGCGGGGCGGGGUGCGCGAGCGCACUCCCCCCGCCCGUCGCCGCGCUAUGUGCGCCCCGCCGCUUCCAUAACCUACACGUGGAGAUGCUGUACCAACGCUACUUCCUCCGCAUGAACCAAACCAACAUGACGCACCUCCUGGGACUGCUGCUGGCCGUGUCCAUGGCGCUGAUGCUGUGCCACGUCCGAGGGUUGCUGCUGGCGCAAGACCAGCUCGCCGAGGAGCUGGCUUUAGCUGACAGAAAAGUCAACAUGACACUCCUGGGCCUGCUGGCCGUGUCCAUGGCGCUGAUGCUGUGCCACGUCCGAGGAUUGCUGCUGGCGCAAGAACAGCUCGCCGAGGAGCUGGCUUUAGCUGACAGCAGUUACACCACGUUGAUAGCAGACCUGGACCUCCUCUACUACGACUCGAACCUCCGGACGACGACGGAGCCCUACGGCGCCAACACUACAAGCGCGUUACGCCGACUGCACUACGAAUACCAGCGCAACGCGCACGCGGCCAACGUCGGAGUGCUCGGCGUCGCCGCUCUCGUCUACGCGUGCCUGCUGCUCUGCCUAAGCCGGCCCGCAAUAAACGAAAUCUACCUACUGACCAUCUCGUAUGUCGUCCUUGCGACCUUCCUACUGAUUGAGCUGGCUGUCGUCGGCACCUCUUGCGUCAGAUCAAUGAGCAUCGGUGCCGGCGCCUGCGUACUCUUCACCUACCUGACGUACGCGACGUUGCCAGUCCGCCUGCACGAGGCUAGCGUGGCCGGAGUCCUGCUGGCGGCCGUCAACCUAGCUGGUAACCUGUACCUGGCCCGCGACAGCGACUUGCAGAUGUACUGCAACCUGAUCGUGCUGGCGGCGUGCAACGUUGCCGGUGUGAUGACCCACCAACCACGAGAGCUGGCGCAGCGACGCGCCUUCUUGGAGACCAGGGACUGCGUAGAGGCGCGCUUGGUGACCCAACGAGAGAACCAGCAGCAGGAACGGCUCCUGCUCUCAGUUCUCCCGCGCCACGUGGCCAUGGAGAUGAAGGCAGACAUCGCCAGCCAGCCGCGCCAGGAGCAGUUCCACAAGAUCUACAUCCAGCGAUAUGAGAACGUCAGCAUUCUGUUCGCUGACAUCUGUGGGUUCACCUCGCUUUCGGACCAGUGCACCGCCGAGGAGCUGGUGCGGCUGCUUAAUGAGCUCUUUGCCAGGUUCGACCGCCUGGCCGCCGAACAUCACUGCCUGCGCAUCAAGCUCCUCGGCGACUGCUAUUACUGCGUCUCUGGCCUGCCGGAGGCGCGCGACGAUCACGCCAAGUGCUGCGUGGAGAUGGGACUAGACAUGAUCGACGCUAUUGCGCUGGUGCGUGAAGUGAUGGCGGUGAACGUGAACAUGCGCGUGGGCAUCCAUACGGGCCGCGUGCACUGCGUGGUGCUCGGGCUGCGCAAGUGGCAGUUCGACGUGUGGUCCAACGACGUCACGCUCGCCAACUACAUGGAGAGCGGCGGCGUCGCCGGCCGAGUCCACAUCACCAAGGAGACCCUACAGUGCCUCGGCACCGACUAUAAGGUGGAACCAGGCCACGGCGACCAGAGGAACGCGUACCUCAAGGACCACAACAUUGAGACCUACCUCAUUGUGCCGGACGACACCAGCCGAGUGGACAAGAAACCCCAGAACUCUUUCUCCCUGAACGGCAACGUGUCCAAGGAAAUGAGGGUGAUGGGCCACGGAUCACAACACGGGAAGAACUCGGCCAAGGUUGAGCAAGGGAAUGAGUUCAAGAAGCCCGAAGACGAGGUUAAUGAGUACCUAAUGAAGGCGAUCGACGCGCGAUCCAUCGACCGACUGAGGGCCGAACAUUGCCGACCAUUCACAUUGACAUUCCGCGACCAGAAGCUGGAGACGAAGUACACGGCAGAGCGGGACAGGAUGCUGAAAAUAUACUUCGUCUGCUCGCUGGUGGUGUAUGCCGCAGUGACAUUGGUCCAGCUGCUCGCCUUCGACAUUAAUGCCGGAGGAAUUGCAACGGUGUCUGUCUGCGGGAUUGUGGUGAUGUUCAUCAUCUACCUAGUCUUGGCUGCGAGCUUCGAGCACACCAACGCUCACCUGCGCUCCUUCUCACUGAGGAUCCACUCCAACCGGACCCUGGCGCAGGGCAUGUCCUUCGCGCUGCUGGGUACCUUACUGCUGCAAAUCCAGGUGUUGAUGGCGCUGAACAACGGCGGAGCAUCACCUAACGAACUAGAUGGCGUUGUCACCUUCUGCCCCUACUCCGUGAAUGAGCACUACCUUCAACUCACACUCCUGGCGAUGUUCCUCUGCGCAGCGCACCAGGUCCUCAUCACAUCAGUGAAGACCCUUCUCCUACUCCUGGCCACUGGCGCGUAUGUCACCUUCACGCUCUUGGAUUUCUUUCACCCAGCUGAAGUUGUCUGGCAAUGCGCCGCGCUGGACCAGCAGUGGACGAGCGUGGUGGUCGCAAUCGGUGCCGCCGUCGCCCUGAUGCUGCACGCCCAGCAGACGGAGAGCACCUACCGGCUGGACUUCAUCUGGAAACUGCAGGCCACUGAUGAGAAGGAGGACAUGGAACACCUGGAGGCGUACAAUCGCAAGCUGCUCGCGAACAUUCUGCCGGAGCACGUCGCGCAGCACUUCCUAUGCAGCGACAAGAACAUCGAUGAGUUAUAUCACGAGCAGUGUGAAUCCGUCUGCGUCAUGUUCGCUUCCAUCCCCAACUUCUCCGAGUUCUACGUGGAGCUGGAGGGCAACAACGAGGGUGUGGAGUGUCUCCGACUCCUCAACGAGAUCAUCGCUGACUUCGAUGAGAUCCUUGCCGAGGACCAGUUCAAGUACAUCGAGAAGAUUAAGAGCACCGGGGCUACGUAUAUGGCGGCGUCAGGCCUCACAGCGUCGACCCGGGACCUGCGCGGGUUCCGUCACGUCACAGCGAUGGCGGACUACGCUCUGCGCCUGCGCGAGCAGCUCCAGUACGUCAACGAGCACAGCUUCAACAGCUUCCGCAUCCGGAUUGGAAUCAACAUCGGACCGGUGGUGGCCGGGGUGAUCGGAGCCCGGAAGCCACAAUACGACAUCUGGGGGAACGCCGUCAACGUGGCGUCGCGUAUGGACUCCACUGGGCUGUUGGAUCACAUCCAGGUGACGGAGGAGGUGUACGAUAUCCUGGCCUCGCGGGGGUACCGGCUGCGCUGCAGGGGCACGGUCGAUGUCAAGGGCAAGGGCAACAUGGUCACGUACUUCCUUGAGGGUGUUGGCGACACCAUCCCUAAUGGCAUCGCGGAUAUUUACAAUAACCCGACCCCGUCGACCUCUCACGAGUGCUCAGAUGGGCGACCAGCACCAGCUGACCACAGACCUCUGGAGACCCUUUCCGAGGACCACGGCGAGGACGUGUCACCACGCGCCUCCAUUCCAACUGACAGCCAGAAUGAUUCAGCAACUACACAGAGCCCGCGCCUAGCUGCGUCGCGUGAGUCACUCGCUGGCGCCGUGCGCGCGCGCGUGCGCAAGAGACUGGAGCGGCCCGCGUCACUGGCCGAGUGCCCAACGCUGCCCGUCCUGCUCUCCGUGCUGCAAGCCAGGGCGCACUCAACUGACUUCCGUGUACCAACAUCUCACAGCAGCGGCGACAUCGAAGCCCUGAUCCAGCCGCGGCGCUCCGCCAGCCUCGCUGACUUCGUCCGCCGCAAGCCGCGGGUCAACGUCAUCGAGAACCCUAUGGUCGUCAGCCCGCUUCCCAACGACACCCCCAGCCCGGAUAGCCCGGCGACGGCUGAUAAUGUCAUUCUCACUGUCGCGCAGACGCAUUAAACAUACUUGGCCUGACGGCACGAUUCGGGAAAUGAAUUAGAGAUGCACUAGAUAUGUGACGUUCCACGGCAAAAGGUACCAUUGCCCCAGCUGAAUAUUGGAGCGGCGUUAAUAAUAGCGUAAUUGCCAGGUGCCAUAAGGUACCUUUUGCCGUGGAACGUCAUAUAUCUUUACUAUUUCAUGUCUAGUGCAUCUCUAAUUCAUUUUCCGAAACGCGCCGUGAGUUUUCGUCAACAUCAUCGGAAACCCCGAUGGUCGUGAGCCCGUGACAUGAGCGACGCGAAGGCUGAUAGAGUCAGACUAAGAAAAGUCUUCAGAGAUUGACAGCACACGCAGUGCAAGUGUUAUUUAUACAUCCUUAAUUUCAUAGAAGUUUGGCGUGCACUGCGUGUACUGCAGACUUUUCUUGGUCCAACUCUGAUCCUCACAGUCGCACGGACACAUUAAGCCCCAUUUUACACGAACCAAAAACUUGCAUGCGAUUUUCUUUACAUAGAAUCUUUACGUAUUUGUUCGACCGACCGAAUUCGUUAGCAAUGCAUUGCAUGGAAGUUCUUGAAUAGGGGAUAUUACUGCAAUGUUCUGCCGCCAGAGUGCAGCACUACCGACUCAGUAAAUUCAUAGACUAAACUUAUACAUACUCUGCCUUAAACUGUUUUUUGUUAAGUUUUCAUAGACAAUAAAAUAUGACAUUGAUGCAUCAAGGCGGUUUGUUAACAAGGGCCUACCGGUAAACGCAAAAAUGGAAAUUUAGUUAUCUGCCUCUUAAUAUGCAAGAGUGAUAGAGAGAUUAGAUUAUGAAAUUUCGAUUUUCUUGUUUCACGGUAGGCCAUGUGAUUAACGUGACGUGUGAUGUGUCAAUGUGGUUUGUUUACUGUAUGUGCCACAAAGAUGCCACCUACGCAGAGCUUUGCCUAAUAUUCCCUAUUAGUCUGAGUGGGGCUUUAGAUUUGACUUGUGGAGAGGCCGGCAUUAGUUAUUUAAAGAUUGAGAAGUAUUUUCUUUAUUCGUAGGUAUUUGAAAAGUAAAAAUGUAUUGGGAUAUGAAACGACACGUGACCAUUUCCGUACCUACAUUAUUUAAGUAAGCCC